Loxodonta africana (African savanna elephant) is the source of this 697-nucleotide messenger RNA. It is a transcript of the gene FAM216B, whose product is annotated as family with sequence similarity 216 member B. Lineage: Eukaryota; Metazoa; Chordata; Mammalia; Proboscidea; Elephantidae. The transcript is spliced from 3 exons. Bases 263 to 697 code for a protein of 144 amino acids. The record is from RefSeq and is a predicted model, not a curated record.
CAUAAACAAGGAGGGGCGGGGUAGAUAGGGGAAAGUGCAGAACUAAGCAGUCUAGUGAGGUCCAUUUACUCCACAGCAGGUAAGAAAAUGUUUUUAUCCCUUGAAAUACUAACCUCCAUCCAUCCAUCCAUCCACCCGUCCACCUGUCCACCCACCUACCAUCUGUCAUCUACUUCCUCACUUAGGUACAUCUCCCAAAUUGUUUGAACAAAAUGAAAUUUUAUCCUAUACUUUGUUUUUCCUUGAAGGUACAGGAUAAAGAAUGGGAGAAAACUGGAAAAGACAACAAAAACCUUGGAAAGUUCCACAGAUUCCGUACAUUCGAGUCCCUGCUUCUGCCUCAGACACUUCAUUACUGAAGGACCUGACCCAAGGGCAGCAGCGCUACUUCUACAGCAUCAUGAGGAUUUACAGCUGUAGCCCCCAGUGGGAGGCCCUGCAGACCUGCUACCUUCACAGCCUUCAGCGCCAGCAGCUGCUCGGCUAUAUUACUCAACGGGAGGCGUUGGCUUGUGCUGCUGUCCUGAGAGAUUCAGCCAACGCAGCCUCAGCCAAAGUAGCCCGUCAAAGAGCCAUCUUCCCCAGGAAGGCUUCAGCUGUGGCAAGAAAAUGGCCGCCGACACGAUCUGUGUCUGUGCUUCCGCCCAGGGCCCAAAGCGCAGGGCUCCGAUGCUUUCAGGAACCGUGGUUUACUUAA